Messenger RNA from Camellia sinensis, 1894 nucleotides. The record is from RefSeq and is a predicted model, not a curated record. NCBI's taxonomy places the organism in Eukaryota, Viridiplantae, Streptophyta, Magnoliopsida, Ericales, Theaceae.
UACUCUCGUCUCUCCCCCUCUCCCCGGUAAUGAGUGAAGCCCCUUCACAAAAAUAAGCGACGCAACACAGCACAACACAAACCAGAAACCCUUUUCAUGGCUUCUUUGCAACUCUAUUUCAACAAUCCAAACUACACACUACAAUUUCCAACUCAAGGAGGGCUCUCUCCAAGAACAAGCCUCAACAGACCUAAAAAUCUCAAUUUCUCAUACAAACCCACAUCACAAAAACUCACUUCAAGACCCACAAAAAUCUCUUCAUCAUCUACCUCCAGUUUAACUCCAAAAAACACAGAAGAAAGCCAAGAAUCCAUGGAAGAAGAUCCAAGGCCACUUCAUCAAAUUUGGAGGGAAAUCCAUGGACUUUACAACUGGGAUGGCCUUUUAAACCCCAUGAACUCUCAUCUCCGCCGUGAAAUCAUCCGAUACGGCGAGUUCGCUCAAGCCUGUUACGACUCCUUCGACUUCGAUCCUCACUCCAAGUACUGCGGAACUUGCAAAUACCUCGGACCCCAUUUCUUUGAAAAGCUCGACAUGGCUAAUCGAGGUUACCACAUGAGCCGAUACUUAUACGCAACCUCAAACAUCAAUCUUCCGAAUUUCUUCCAGAAAUCGAAGAUGAGCAGCGUUUGGAGUCAGCACGCCAAUUGGAUGGGUUACAUCGCUGUCGCCACUGACGAUGCCGAGGUCCGCCGCCUCGGCCGCCGCGACAUCGUGGUGGCGUGGCGUGGCACUGUCACCGUCCUCGAAUGGAUCCAGGACUUGAAAGAUUUUUUACGCCCAGCUCAUUUUCACGACGACCCUUCGAUCAAAAUCGAAUCCGGGUUCUACGAUCUCUAUACCCAGAAAGAGAAUUCAUGUAAGUACUGCGUUUUCUCGGCUCGCGAACAAGUUUUAGCAGAAAUCAAACGACUCACAGAGACCUACAGAGGUGAAGAACUCAGCAUCACAGUCACGGGUCAUAGUCUCGGUGCAGCUUUAGCCAUUUUAAGCGCUUACGACAUUUCUGAGAUGAAAUUAAACGCUAUCAGCAACGGUGAUUCCAUAACUAAGAUUCCGAUAACUGUUUUUUCAUUUUCAGGGCCUCGGGUCGGUAAUUUGAAGUUCAAAGAGCGAUGCGAUGAGCUCGGAGUUAAGGUCCUGAGGGUGGUCAAUGUGCAUGACAAGGUUCCAACAAUUCCUGGAAUUUUUGCUAAUGAAAAAUUUCAGUACCAGAAGUAUGUGGAGGAAACGAUGUCGUUUCCUUGGAGUUAUGCUCAUGUUGGGGUGGAACUCGCAUUGGACCAUACCCAUUCACCAUUUUUAAUGCCCACUAAUGAUUUGGGCUGUGCACAUAACCUUGAGGCCCAUUUACACCUCGUCGAUGGGUACCACGGCAAUGGCCGGAAGUUUCGGUUGGCGACAAAGAGGGAUGUGGCACUUGUUAACAAGAGUUGUAAUUUCUUGAAACGUGAGUAUGGGGUGCCACCAUAUUGGCGGCAGGACGAGAACAAGGGGAUGGUGAGGAGUAGCGAUGGCCGGUGGGUUUUGCCGGAUAGGCCAAGGAUGGAGGCCCACCAUCCUGAUACGGCCCACCACCUUGAACAAGUGCUCAAGUUUGCAAAGUCUUCAUUGGAAGCAUUUUAAUUUUGAUUGUAUCUACCGAUAUGCGUCUUGUGCUUAUCAAACUGUCAACUUUUUAAAAUGUUUUAUAUGUUUUUUUUAUUUCAAUAAUAACUAAUCCUCAGAUCUUAAAAUCCCAAAGUUUAGAAUGUUUGGUUUUUGUGAGAUUCGAACCUACAACCUUUUAAAUAUUGUUAGGUUUUUAUUCUUGACAAUCCCGUUUGACAAAACUCAUUUCAAUUGUAAUUGUAUUCAAUCUUUUAUUUGAGUGAGGCUAUAAGUUUUUUAAAUA